Pygocentrus nattereri (red-bellied piranha) is the source of this 1602-nucleotide messenger RNA. Its product is annotated as GTPase IMAP family member 9-like. The record is from RefSeq and is a predicted model, not a curated record. Lineage: Eukaryota; Metazoa; Chordata; Actinopteri; Characiformes; Serrasalmidae. The coding region runs from base 77 to 1321 and encodes 414 amino acids. Gene Ontology annotation, molecular function: GTP binding. The transcript has 4 exons.
UGAAAUUGCAGUUUCCAGAUGGCUUUCAAGCGCAGUGGAUUGUCUUUCUGUAGGUUGUGCAACGACAACUUAAAAUAUGGGAUCUAAUGAAUCCAAACCAGAUGAUGAACAUUUAUUAGGGGAUACACAUAAUGAAAUAACAGUGCUCUUUGACAAGAUCAAAAUUGUGCUCAUUGGAUGUCAGAACGAUGGGAAAAAUAAGAUUGGAAAUGCCAUUCUCGGGAAGAACGCCUUCACAUACCGCAACACACGUAAAGAACACUACUUGAAGGAUGACAACACAAUAUUUGGAAGACGCAUUACGUUAAUCCGUGUCCCUGGUUGGUCUCAAGACUUGAGCUCUGAUGAUAUUAAGCAAUUUAAAAUCCAGCAAGUGAUUAAAGACAGUGUGAAGUCGUUUAAAGAUGGACCUCAUGCUAUUCUACUGGUUGUGAAAAGAAACACGACACUUACAGUGAGAACAAGAGAGACACUGGAAAAACUUUUGGGUUCCAAUGUUUCUGAGCAUAUGCUAGUUUUUUCUAUAGAUGGAGCAAAGAUUUCAUUUGCUACCAUGAUUGACCACUGUGCAGAGAGGAGACAAACAACAAUUGACAGAUGCAAAAAAAGAUAUCACCUCUUUAGGAGAUGCAUGUGUGGAAAGCAAAACAUGGAGUUAAUUGAAAUAAUUGAGGACUUCAUUAUGAAGAAGAAAGCCAUUCAUUUUUAUUCCAUUGGGAAGGAACAACCAAAGCCUGAACGGCAGGUUCAGCAGCUGGCUACUCUGGUGAAUAGACUGAAACAGAGAAUUUCAGAUCUGAGUGAGUACAUCUCAAAAUUACAAUCACGCAACCAGACAGAGACUUCUAAACUGCGAAGAACAAUAGAGUUAAAGAAUGAAGAAAUAAGGAAUCUACAAGCUGUGCUGAGACAAAAGGAGGAAGCACUGAGAGAAAUGAAGGAGGAGACAGAAAGACUAAGGUCAAACCAAAGAACCACAGAGAUGUCUGCCCUGCAUGGAAGGAUAACAAAGCUUGAGAAUGAAGGAAGAGAAAGAGAAAAGGAGCUUCAGAAAAUGUUGGAAGAAAAUGAACAGAAAAAGGCAGAGAUAAGAACAUUGAAAGAAGAAAAUCAAGAAUUAAAGGACAUUUUGUGUGUGCAAGAAAGAAAAAGGAGCCAAAUCCACAGGAGGAUGUCAAACGGAACCGAGUCAUUGGAAUUAUGUGUGCUGCCCCCAACAGACUACAACUGCAGCAACAUUGAAGGUGGAAUGGAAAAAUUCAAACAAGCUGGCAUGGCAGGUAAGAUAUUUAUGUUCACCUGUGUUUUGUGUAACUGUUAACCCCAAUUUAAGUGUUAGUGGUGUUGCCUGUAGUUGUUUUAGGUCUAUCACCAGCAUAUAGUGUAUAUAUAUCAGAUAUAAUAAUAUAUUUCACUUGUCUUGCACUUGACUCAAUUACUUGAAUCUUUAUUCAGCAGUUGUGUCCUGUACUUUAGUCUUUACGCCUCUUUUUUGUGUUAGUUUUUUUUUUCUCCUGGAGGGUGAUGCCUUAGUGUAUGAAUUUGUCAUCUUUAUGUUUCAAGUGUUUCCAUAUAUUGCACCACUUAGAUUUCCAAUUAUUC